Molecule: messenger RNA, 6096 nt
Organism: Labeo rohita (rohu)
Lineage: Eukaryota; Metazoa; Chordata; Actinopteri; Cypriniformes; Cyprinidae
Gene: arhgap23b
Product: Rho GTPase activating protein 23b
Biological process (GO): signal transduction
Molecular function (GO): protein binding
Source: RefSeq, a predicted model, not a curated record
GGACACAGAGGAGGGAGAGGCAGAGAGAUGAGGCCAGCUUACACACAGCAAACACGAGUAACAGGAGGAGUGCGUGAAAGAGCGGGCAUUUACAGUCUCUCCCUGACCCCAGAAGGACGGGGAGGAUUGUGCACCUAUACAUUUGACAGAGUCAACGAGUAACAGCAGAGAGGAGGAGAAAGAGCUGAGGUGGAGUCGAGAUCCUGUGCUUUCCUGGACAUUGGUGACUUGACUGUUACAGCAAAGAGGAGUCAGAGAGAAAAGAGGAGGCACACAAGAAAUCAUGUUUUUUUGUUUUUUUUUUUCCUAGUGAGGCACGGUAGCUUGUGUCUUCUCUCCUGGAGUGUAUGUGAAAGAUGUCUGAGGAGUAUGAUAGAUGAGCAAUACAAUAUGAAGAACUAGGAGUCCAGGAGGAGCACUCCCUGAAGAAAUGGCUCAGGCUAAAUGCCACAAAGACAGAGGACUGUCAUCCAAUCAGAACACUCAACGUGUGUCUGGCAAGGCCAUGGCCUGGAAGGGUCCCCGCACAGUGGUGCUGGAGAAGAACUCUCAGGGCUUUGGUUUCACAUUACGGCACUUCAUAGUCUAUCCACCGGAGUCUGCCCUCCACACUAACUUGAAGGUUGAGGAGAAUGGCAAAGGAAAAGGAGGUGAAAGGUCUCGUCUGGAGCCAGUGGACACUAUUUUUGUGAAGAAUGUGAAAGAGAAAGGGCCAGCCCAUCAGGCAGGCCUGUGCACAGGAGACAGACUGGUGAAGGUAAAUGGAGAAAGUGUGCUGGGAAAAACUUAUUCUCAGGUCAUAGCACUGAUUCAGAAUAGUGAGAAUGUACUGGAGUUGUCCAUCAUGCCUAAAGAUGAGGAUGUGUUACAAUUGGCAUAUUCUCAAGAUGCCUAUCUGAGAGGGAAUGAGCCAUACACUGGAGAAGCCCAAAACCUUCCUGAACCUCCUCCAGUCUGUUAUCCAAGCAGCAAACCCACCUCUACCACUCAGAACCACAGUCUUCCUGACAGCCUCAACUGUAAACCCAACCCCACUCUGGAUAGCUCUGGUAUCAUUGUUGGGUCUCAACGUGCCCAUCACCACCUGACUCAACACUGCCCCGACUCCUCAUCCUCAGCAGGGAUAAUGAACCCGCUGGACUUCCACUUUGCUAACCACAAUGCAGCUAUUGCCUCCGCUUCACUCCCUUAUCCUAGGAAAGGCAGUCUUCCCCAAGCUCGUAGUGAACUGUGUCACCAGGCUCUGUCGAAUUGGUACUACAGCCAAGCGGAGCGACCAGGCCUUGGAAUGUCCCAUCAGCACCGUAGCAUAUCUCAUGACCAGCUGUGUGAGCUGGGACUGGCACUGGGAGGGUCUUACGGUGGGUGGCCAAACAAUCCAUCUCAGGACACCCUUGUUCACCACUACAGUGCAAUGACAGGGGCCAACGACUCCCUGAGGAAGCUAUGUAGGUGGGGUCAAACCUCCAGCCAUUCCUGUUCAGAGAACCUGCUGGCUGCAUAUGCUUCCUAUGAGCAGAGUUACACCUGCUCGCUAGAGACUUUAGAAAAGGCAUCUGUUCUGAUUCUGCCCCAUUACAAAAGACCAGCAUGGCCUCAUCAAAGCAAUCAGCCAAACAGGGUUGAGGAGAGCCCAAGUCUUGCUCAUCAUGAGGUCAUUUCCACAACAGUUCCACCCUCAGAUUGUGGCUUAAGCCAAGCCCAGCAGCCGCCUAUUCAGAUCAAAUGUUUACCUGCACAAGUUAUAAAUGAUCAAAAGGUGGGCUACUGCAGCUACAGCCCCUCCUGCUACCAAAAGCCUAGCCAACUUAUGCAACAGUCUCACUCCUUUAGUGACUCUUCCAACACCAGACCUCACCUCAGCUGGACCCACACCCCACAAACUGACCAACUGCAGAGUAUGUCCUCCACCACUACCCCCGAAUCAGUGCUUAAAGACUCAGCUACAGCAGGCUUGGUGGUUUGUGGGUUUGGUAAGGAGAGUGUUCCAGCUAAGAGUCAGGAGGUAGUGCUUCGAAAAAAGCCCCCCCCAGGCAGAAAUGGAGUGCUACACUCCAACUAUGCUCUACCUGAGGAUACACAAGAACCUCUUUCAGCCAAAGCUAUUCCCUUAAGGUCAGAAGACUCUUUGCAGACUAAUGGUGUCAUACCACCCUCGCUUGUGGAGCAGGACUUCCUGGCCGCCAUUCCUUUCAUAGAUGAAACCACAACUCCCAGUGUAGACCUGUGUGCUCGUCGUGUGCCAGCGUCCUCUGUGGUGUCCAGCAGCCUCUUCCAAGCAUCUGCCCACACCACCAGUUCCAUCGUCACCUCCCCACUUACCAGCUUCCCAUACACAAACUGCAGCAAUCUCAAAAACAGCCGUCGUUCCUCUUACUUGCUGGCCAUUACCACAGAGCGCUCCAAGUCAUGUGACGAGGGUUUGAACACCUUCACAGAUGAAGGCCAUGUUUUCUUGAGACUACCAAAACGUGUCAAAAGUUUUUUCACAGAUGGCUCUCUAGAGAAUCUUCGAGCAGCAGAGGAAGCUCGCUGUAAACGUCACUCCACCUCUGAACUGGGGAACAUCACUCUCACUGACAUCAAGAAAGAAGGCUGGCUGCACUAUAAACAGAUUCUCACUAAUAAGGGAAAGAAAGUGGGCGGAGGUAUGCGGCCUUGGAAACGAGUCUUCUCUGUGCUUCGCACCCAUUCGCUUUUCCUCUACAAGGAUAAGCGGGAGGCAGUGCUUCAUGCAGCUGGGGCAGUAGUUCAUGCUAACAGACACGUGGAGGACGAGCACCCAAUCAGCAUUCGAGGUUGCUUAAUUGACAUUGCAUACAGCGAGACAAAGCGUAAACACACCUUGCGGCUGACAACGCAGGACUUCUGUGAGUACCUGCUUCAGGCGGAGGACAGGGAUGACAUGCUGAGCUGGAUCAGAGUCAUCAGAGACAACAGCAAGACUGACAAUGAGGAACUGGGCUUUUCCAGACAGGCUCUCAUCAAUAAGAAGCUGAAUGACUAUAGGAAACAGAGUCCAACAGGCAACAAGCCAGAUACUUCUCCAAGGAUCCAUCGGAUGAUGCCACCUUUCCUCCUCUCUAAAACUGAAAACAUAUCAGGAGUAAACCGAGCCCCAGGAAAAGAUGAGAGUACUAAGGCUUCAUGGGGCAUUAACAUAACGAAAAAGGGAAAGAAAAUGGGUCCAAAAGCUUUUGGGGUAAGGUUGGAAGACUGUCCGCCUGCUGCCAACAAUAAGUUUGUCCCACAGAUUGUAGAGACUUGUUGUCAUUUGGUGGAGGAGAUGGGUUUGGAAUAUACUGGCAUCUACAGAGUGCCAGGGAACAAUGCAGUGGUGUCUUCACUUCAGGAUCAGCUCAACAAGGGCAUGGAUAUAGACACUACUGAGGAGAAAUGGCGAGACUUGAAUGUCAUCAGCAGUCUUCUGAAGUCCUUCUUCAGGAAACUUCCAGAGCCUCUUUUCACAGAUGAUAAAUAUAAUGACUUCAUUGACGCUAACCGUUUAGAGGAUGCAGGGGACCGCUUGAAGUCCAUAAAGAAACUUAUACAUGACCUGCCGGAUCAUUACUACUACACACUAAAGUUUUUAAUCGGUCACCUGAAAACAGUUGCAGACCAUUCAGAGAAGAAUAAGAUGGAGCCUAGAAAUCUAGCCCUGGUAUUUGGCCCCACACUGGUGCGGACCUCAGAAGACAACAUGAUUAACAUGGUCACUCACAUGCCAGACCGCUACAAGAUCACAGAGACUCUUAUUUUGCAUUAUACGUGGUUCUUCUGUGAUGAGCUGGAUAAGGAUGAAAAGACACCAGAGGACCAGAGGGACAUAGAGCCUGUUCCAAAUAUCGACCAUCUCCUGUCUAACAUUGGUAGGACAGUGCCGCUAGGAGACUCCUCAGAUUCCACCAACAGUGACCCAGCUAAGUCUAAGAGAACAUCAACAUCCAAGAAAGACCUUAGUGCCAAAGACUUCCUCCCCCUGACUAUCAUAUCAGCCGUGACCCGGAAGAGAAAGAAACACCAGAGCACCUGCUCUGCAGACAGCAGCACUGAUGAAGACUCUGAGCAUGAGCCAAUCAAAGCCAGCAACUAUGAGGAAGUCAGUGACAACAGAGAGGUUCCAGGGGACAGCGAAGCAAGACAAAACACAUGCCCACCCCAAAAAUCAGAAAAGACUAAAGAAGUCAACAUGAUGGAGGGAAAACCAAAACAACCAGAAGAGAACCAAGAACAACAGAUGGUGGCAAAGGAGGAGAACACUAUUCUUCAGAAAGAACGGGAUGAGAUAGGAGUGGAGGUUUGUAAGAGAAAACAAACAGGUAGGAUUCGGUCUCAGCACCCUCUGAGCUUCCUGUAUUCACACCGCCAGUGUGUGUCAGGGCUCAAAGCCUCAUCGCAGUCGACCAACUCUUCUUCCUCCCCCUGCUCUCUUCCACCACAGCCCUCAAAUAUCACUCAUAGUCUGACCUGGAGGAAACUGAGAGGAGAAAGAGUGCGACCUCACUCGCUGUAUGUAGAGCCGAGCCGGACUGGAGAGGAGCAGGGCUCAGGGGUGAUACCUGCCUCUUACAUGCACCCUCUGGGCUUCUCAACAGUCAAAGCAUCACUUGUUAGAAGUCAAGAGAAGCUGCGUCUGGCUGUGUCACCCAGUAGGAGCAGCACAGAUCUUCAGCAGGGCUGCAUGUGUCAAGAGCAGGUCAACCGAUCAGCCAAUGGCCUGUGACGUGCAGGAUUGCCAGAGACACGCCGUAAGAGAAGAGACUGGAGGCGCCACACUGUUCUGGUUAAUAUGCCGGGAUAACUAAGCAAUAAUACACUAUAGCACUAAAACAUGAAACACAUAAACAACCCCUUGCCAGCUUUAGCCCUGCUCUUUAAUAAGCUUUAUCGCUUUUGCUUUCUCACCCCCUCCUGUACAAGAGGAGCGCUACUAUGGUAGCUAAAGCGAGUGCCACAACCAUAUGACAGAGCAAAAUUCUUAUUAUAUCAACAAGAGUCAAAAGCUUUAUUAAGCACAAUGUGGCACCUACAAACAGGUGCAGAGAAGUAUUUUGAAUGUUUGAGUGUGAAAAUGCCAUACGGUGCUCCCAACAUCUCACUAUAUAAUAACCCGCGUAUUACAAGGCUACAUGUCAAAUGUAAAAAAAAAAUGUAGUUUAAUUUAAAUUAUUUUACAUUAAUAUUAUCUUAAAGAUUUUGCUAAGAAAGAGCAAAGCAAUCAGCCUGGCAAAAACUCAAAAGUGAGGCUGGUUACAGAUUUACUGCACUGACAAACAAAGCUGCUUGGGUUUAACAUGAUUUCUGUAUGAGCUAUGAUUUAUAUAUUCUUUGUAGUAUCAUGGGUAAUGUCGUUUUUCACUAGGAAUUCUACAGUCAUACACAGUUGUUUAAAAAAAAUGUUAACAUUAUGAGGCUUGGUGCCUUCAAUAAAAGCAUUUAACAUACACUAGAUUAAAUCACUUAUUUGUACGGAUUUUUGGUAGGGAUGUACCGAUGUAUUGGCUAAUAGUCAUAUCAGCCGAUAUAAGCAAUUAUCUGCACUAUUGGUUAUCAGCAAUUGUUCAGAAACAGCCAAUGAUCAGGGCCAAUUAUAUCCUGUCAAUCAAAAGCUAGCAGACAAAUGUGUCAUACAACACCUUUCGGAAACUGUUUCUUAUGUCGAAUUUAGGGCUGUCAAAACAAUAAUAAUGCAGAGACGUUAACGUGAGAUUCUGGUUUACCUUGUUUGUAAUGCUCCUCCCAUCCAGUAAUUACAAAGAGGUUUGUAUUUUAUUACUUCUGAAAAGAAACAAAGAAGAAACAUUUCCUCUCACAAAAUUCAAACAAUAAGAGCCAUUUUGACACUCUUAAAUGUGAAGUGACACACUGCUGUUCAGUUUAAGUGAUGGCUUGUGAACAGUGUCACCUAACGCAGCAUUUAGGCCCUACCUCAGUAACGUUAUCUAGUGUUCACAGUGUUUAAUUACUGUUAAUUAUAUAUGUAUGUUUUAAUAAAUCUGUCAUGAGAACAAGUUUUUAUGAAAACUACAUUAUGUGUAACUGUUGUAAACAUUUUAAGUGUGAUUAUUAUCUGAAAAUAAAUAGCAUUGAAUAUAA